AUGUCCAACGUCUACACCUACCAACAAAUCGCCGAACACAACUCUGCCGAAGAUAUCUGGAUUGUCGUCGAUGGCAAGGUCUACGAUGUCACCAAAUUUUUGGACGAGCAUCCAGGUGGUGACGAGAUCAUUCUCGAUCUAGCCGGACAGGAUGCUAGCGAUCCGUUCAGAGACAUUGGCCAUUCCGAAGAGGCUUUGAAAGUUUUGAACGGUUUGUGUGUCGGCAGAGUCGACAUCAACAGCAAGCCAGUCGAAGUUGAUACUCCAGAGACGUCUGCUCAGGGCAGCCACACUACUGGAGGCGAAGGAAGUGGUAAACUGGUCAUUGCAUGUGCCAUCGUGUUCUUUGUCGUCGCUUACUACUUUGCCAACAACUUGUGA
Torulaspora globosa is the source of this 381-nucleotide messenger RNA. RefSeq names its product Cyb5p (gene CYB5). Gene Ontology annotation, molecular function: heme binding. Gene Ontology annotation, cellular component: endoplasmic reticulum membrane; intracellular membrane-bounded organelle. The transcript has a single exon. Gene Ontology annotation, biological process: sterol biosynthetic process. NCBI's taxonomy places the organism in Eukaryota, Fungi, Ascomycota, Saccharomycetes, Saccharomycetales, Saccharomycetaceae. The coding region runs from base 1 to 381 and encodes 126 amino acids. The record is from RefSeq and is a predicted model, not a curated record.